AUGUUAUAAAUCGAAAUUAUUUGUUUUGGAUUAGCUGUUGAAGUUCAAAGACUAUAAGAUCUUACUUAAUAACUUAAAUAAGACAUUCAUCAAGCUAAUCAACUCAAUAAAACUCAUCUCAAUACAAUUGAUUAAAAUAAUCUUGAUAUCCAACAUCUUACUAGAAAACUUGAUCUCCUUAAUAGAAGUAAAAAUCAAAUCGAAUAAGAUUAUAAUCAGAUUUUAAUCUAACAUGAUUACCUUAUUGAUAUUAUCUCAUAAAUUACAGGAGAUGAAUUAACUUUAGAAGAAUUGACUGAAUUAAUUGAAGAACUUAAAAAAAGAUCUCUUAAAUAUGAUCAAUUCUUAUAACUACUAAAUGGAUAAGAAUUUAGUGACAUUAUAUCUAAAUCUCAGCAAUUUCUUAUUCAAUAUUAAAUCAAUCAAGAAUUAAAGGAUUAAUUACAAUAAUUACAAUAAUAUCCUUAAAUUGUUAUUUGUCUUAAUUAAGAUAUACAAAAACUAAAGCAUGAAAUUUUAAAUCUAAAAUUAUUAAUUAAUCAGUUAACACAAUAAAAUAAAUAAUUACAAGACUUAAUUCAUCAAUCAAAAUCUAUACAAGAUUAACGUUUAAAUUCUGAUUUAUAAUCUGAUUUUAAUUUACUUUCUACAUCAUAACCUAUUUAAUAAGAAUCAAUACAAAAAUAGAUUAUUGAAUUAGAAAAUAAAUUAAAUUCGGCAGAGCAACAAAAUAAAUCUUUAAAAGAUGAAAUUUCAUCCAUCUUAAAUCUUAAAAUAUAAAUGGAAGCCAAACUAAGAAAUUCAAUUUUAGAUUAAAAUAAACUCUUAAAUGAAAAAGAAAAACUAACUAAAGAAACUUUCUAAUUAGUUAAUUAAUCAAACAACUUUAAAACAGAACUAUAAAAUAAAUAAGAAACCAAUGUAGAAUUAACCAAUUAAAUUUCUUUAUUAUAAACUUAAAUCAAAAAUAAAGAAAAUUAAUUUGAAAACUUAUUAAAAUAAAAUAAAGAUUCAGAAAAUAAAAAAUAACUAGAAAUUAAUAAUUUGAAUUAACAAUUAUAAAAAAAAACUAUAGAAAUUAAUUAACUUAAUCUGCAAAUUUAAUUAUUCAAUGAUGAAACUAAAAAACUUAACGAAGAACUUUAAAAUUCAAUAAAAGUUAACAAAAAUACUAAAUAAUUCUCUCAAUAAAUUGAAAUUAUUCAAGAUAAAUAAUUAUCAAAUAAAAACAUUAUGUAAAUGUAAGAUACUUAAUUAUAACUAUUAUAAAAGUAAUCAAUUAAUGAUAAAAAUGAUUUAGAAAAUUCCUAUAUAUAAAUUAUUGAAUAAUAAAAUUAAGAAAAUUCUAAGCUUAAAUUUGAAAUUGAUCAAUUAAAAAAUAAUAUUUAAUAAUUAGAAGAUUAAAUAAUUGAAUUUUAAGUUGAAUCAAAAGAGAGUAAAGAUCUUUUGGAUGCUAAAAAUAUAGAAAUUGAUAAACUAGUUGUUUUCAAUAAAAAGAUUUAAGAGUCUAAUCAAAAACAUUUUUUAUAAAAUUAGGAACUAGAAUAAUAAAUACGAUAACUAUAGUUUAAGUUUAGCUCUUUUUAAAAAUUUAAUACAGAAAAUUCUAGAUCAUCUGAUUAUUUUAAAUCCACAAUUAUAGAUAAAAUUAAAUCAGAAAACUAAUAAUUUUAAUAAGAUAUUUAUAAAUUAAACUUAUUAAAUCAAGAAUUGAUAGAGCAAAUAACAUCAAUGAAAUUUGAGAUAAAUAAUUACUAAAUACAAAUCACAAAAUUGACUAUGCAGAUUGAAAAUGCUCAAUUUAAGUUUUAGGAAGAAUCUUAAUAAGAAAUUAAUUACUAUAAAUAACAACAUUAAUUAAUAAUUACCUAAAUUAAUGACCUUCAAGGAAUUAUUGUAAAAUAAUAAUAAAAAUUAUCAGAAUAAGAUAAUGAAAUCCAAAAGUUUUAAAAUGAUGAUAAAAUGUAUGAGAAAAAAUUCAAGGCCUAAGAAAAUGAAAUAGAUGAAUAAGAGUUUUUCAUAAGAUAAUUAUAGUAAGAACUGAAUUAAUUAAGUAGUGACUUAACAAAAAUAGAAGAUAAAUUAGAAAUUGUUCAAUAAGAGAAAGAGAAAAAAAUUCAAGAAAAUAUUGAUUUAACAAAUUAAAUAAUUAAAUUUAGAUCUGAAUAAAAAUAUUCAAAAGAAUAAAUUGAAUCUUAAAUUACAGAACAAAUUCAAGGAAAAAUUGAUUGCUUACUUUUUGAAAAGUAAGAAUUAAAUCAAUAAAUUUGUGAGAAAAAUUCUUUGUUAGAAUAAAAAUGUUUAUUGAUUGAUAAAUUCAAUUUAAAAAUAAUGAAUUAGAAUAUAGAAAUUUUUUAACUAAGAUAGCAAGUAACAUAAUAUGAAAAUCAAAUUAUUUAAUUUUAACAUACAAUUGAAAAACCUUAAUUAGGAAAUGAAUUAGAAUAUAAUGAAAAUAUAAAAUUGAAUGAGGUAACUUAAUUAAAUAUAAAAUUAAGUUAAGUAAUUGAUGAAAAAGAACAAAAAAUUCUUUCAUUAAAAUAUGACUUAUAAGUAUCACAAAAUAAACUUGAUGAAAUUGAAAAAAUAAAUUAAAAUUUAAUAAUUAAGCUAAAUGAAAAAUAACAACUACUUUAAUCCCAAUCAGAAUAAAUUUCAUAAUCUUAAAUAUCAUCAGAAACUCUAAUUUCUUAAAAUGUUGAAAAAAAUCAUCAUUAACAACAGAUCUAAAUAUUGUAAAAGAAAUAUGAUGAUGUUCUAAAAGAAAACGAAAUUUUGACAAAUAAUUCUAGUUUAAUUGAAGAAUAUAAAAACAAAAUAGCAUUAUUAUCUUUAGAAGUUUCUCGAUAUCAUAAUUCCAAAAUAGGAUAACCUUCUUAAAAUUUUAGAUAAAAUACUCGAGUUGAAAAUCAUAUUAUCAAUAAUACGAAAAGCUUGAGUCAAGGAAAAGAAAGUAUUAUUAGAUUCCAACAAGGUGUUGAUAAUAACUAUAAAGAUCAUGAUUUGUAUUGUUUAUUAGUACUAUCGUUUGCAGAAAUCGAAUCUCUUAGAACAAAAGAUGAUGAAAAAAAAAACGAAGAUAAAUCAAAAGUUUAAAGAAUUAUAGAUUAUUAUCGCCAAAAAGCUUAAUGA
Messenger RNA from Paramecium sonneborni, 3132 nucleotides. The record is from the annotation of a GenBank genome assembly. Lineage: Eukaryota; Ciliophora; Oligohymenophorea; Peniculida; Parameciidae.